Messenger RNA from Nannochloropsis gaditana CCMP526, 321 nucleotides. RefSeq lists its product as uncharacterized. The annotation marks the transcript as partial. The record is from RefSeq and is a predicted model, not a curated record. The transcript is spliced from 2 exons.
AUGAGCGAAGACGCCGGGAACAAAAAAAUCGCAAUCCCUGCGUCCCCAGUAUCGUGCAACCUAAAAGCCGCACAAGAAGACGAAAAUGUCUUCGGUCAGCUGUUUUGUCUGGCGAAUGCCACCGCAGGCAGUUUGGAAGCGUUGUGGGAGGAAGUCGGGUGCUCCUCGGAAGAGAGGCGCGAGCAUUUGAAAGGCCUGGUCGUCGAGUUCGAGCGUCUGUGCACGGAGAAAGUGCGGGAGGAAGAAAGUGUGCGGGACCAAUUCCGGUCCAGCAUCGCCCAGUUACGACAGGAAAUGGUGGAGCUGACGGCAUGCUUGGGG